Messenger RNA from Physella acuta, 1038 nucleotides. RefSeq lists its product as uncharacterized. The record is from RefSeq and is a predicted model, not a curated record. NCBI's taxonomy places the organism in Eukaryota, Metazoa, Mollusca, Gastropoda, Physidae.
GGUUUAAGAAAUAGUGCCAUCCGCGUAAGACAAAUUAUUGGGAGAAAUUGUUGAACAAAUAAACCGUGGAACAUUACAUAUUUUUAAGGAAACAAAGGAAAAAAUACAUCUCUAGGGUCAAGAUGGUGCCGAGCCCUGGCCUGGUGACGCCCCAGACGCCUAGCAUGUCUGCUGUGUUCUGGAACCUGGUGGCGCCGCUGACCCUCCUGUUGACCAUCGAGAAGUUGGGUAUCAGAACGUACGAGCUGGGCCUCAUCAUCGCUCUCUGCAUCAACCCGCACAUCAUCGGCUACGUCGUUUACUACCCGAUACUAGCCUGGACGGACACCAUCUUCCUUAUGAUGUGGGUCGAGAAGAUGCUGCGACGCUGGGCGUGGUACCGGAUGUUUGACGAGUCAUUUCUGAAGACUCUUGUCGUCUUCACGUUCUUCUACGCCGUACCCAUCCUCUUCAUGAUGUUUGUCUGGGUGCCCAUCUUUUACGCCUUGCCCAGUGUGAUGGCCUAUAUCACAACCACUUUAAGCCAUGGUCAGCUGUUUUCAUUCCGGGACGUCUUGAAGCUGCUGCUAGCCUUAGGCUUGAUGUCUCACUCCAUCUACUUGUAUAGAACAAAGCCAUUCUUGUAGAUAUUCUCUGCAUCCACUGUAGCCCAGAGAAUAAAAUAUUCUGCAGUUUGAGAUGGUUAUCUAAUCAUUUCGCCGAAAUUUCAAGAACCUAGAAACAUAUAAGACCCAUUUCUUUGAGCUACCAGUGUCAGAGAUGUAUGCGCACCAUCACAAGACCAUUAUAGAGAAAACGUGUCUUGUUUGGUUAGAGUUAGACUAGUUACUUUCAUAUACCCACAAUAUUUUAAUUCUCUGGUUGAGAGAUUAUUGUGAUUGGCAGGCUUGCAAUUAACUCAAAAUUAAUGUAUCGUAGUGAAAUGAAUGUGAAGAGAAAAUGGUGCUAAAACAAGAGUAGAUGACGAAGAGGCAGAAAAUGAGAACUAAAGGUCUAGGCAGAGGCAAUAAAAAUGUGAAUGUUUAUUUGAAUGUGGAC